This is a messenger RNA of Papaver somniferum (opium poppy), 705 nucleotides long. Its product is annotated as EP1-like glycoprotein 2. The coding region runs from base 1 to 705 and encodes 234 amino acids. The transcript has a single exon. The record is from RefSeq and is a predicted model, not a curated record. NCBI's taxonomy places the organism in Eukaryota, Viridiplantae, Streptophyta, Magnoliopsida, Ranunculales, Papaveraceae.
AUGGAAAAGCUUUGGGUUUGGGAGGCUAAUGGAAGAAAACCAGUUCGCAAAAACUCUACUCUCACUUUCGGUAGUAACGGUAACUUAGUCCUCAGGGAUGUCGAUGGUCGUACAGUUUGGCAAACUAAGACGGCCUACAAAGGUGUUACUGGUAUUUCCAUGGAAGCAAAUGGGAAUUUAGUACUGCACGAUGAUAAGGGGAAAUUUGUUUGGCAGAGUUUUCUUCAACCAGGUGAUUCCCUUUUAAGGGGUCAAUCAGUUUUUGCUGACCUAAAGGGAACCAAAAAACUUGUUAGUGCUAAUGGUAUUUACAGUGCUGUUGUCAAACAAAACGGAUUCAGUUUGUAUCGAUACGAUACCGGUAACUACACUCGGUAUGGUGGUUGGGAAGCAAGUGGUCUUACGAAUCUGACAUUCGAUGCAUUCGUUCCUUCCUCACCUUGGGGUCCUCCUGAUAGUACUACUAUCUUUCUAGUGCCAGGAUUCGCAAAGCAGGAACCUGCAAAGACUACUGCCAAACUUGAUUUCCAUAUCGCCCCAGCUCCUGAGCCGGAAGCUCCUUCAAGGCUUACACCUUCAGAAAAGUUUAUACUUGCUAAACGCGAUUAUUAUAUCUCUAAUUCAGUUCUCAAGUUAGAAUCAGAUGGAGAUCUAGUACUCUAUGAUCUUUAUUUACUAACUGAUAACGUAUUAACGUCAUAUUAG